UUUACAGUUGUGAUUGUUGGGAAUAUUGAAUCCUGCUAUUGCAUGCCCCUUAAUUUUGCAGUAUUUGGGUGGAAUUCCAAGACCUCUUGAACCCGUUUUCCAUUUCAGCCGUGAUGAUCUCAAAGGCUUGCCUUUCACUUUUCCUUCGACCAUAAUUAGAGAAGUUGUUCGCAGCCCCAUGGUGGAAGCACAGUGUUCGGUCCAGCUAUGCUUUCCUGUUGAACUAAAGAAUGAAAACAUGAUGGAAGACAUUCAAUUUGUUGGGUUUUUGAGCAAACUCCUGGAAACAAAAAUACUGCAGGUUCUCCGCUUCAAGCAUGGCCAGAUAUACUCUGCUGGCGUUUCUGUAUUCCUUGGUGGUAAUAAGCCUUCAAGAGUUGAUAAUGUUCGUGGGGAUAUUAGUGUUAAUUUCUCUUGUGAUCCAGAUAUAUCCACAACACUGGUUGAUCUGGCUUUGGAAGAAAUAUUACGUCUCCAGGAGGAAGGACCUACAGAUGAAGAUGUUUUAACUAUCCUUGAAAUUGAGCAAAGGGCCCAUGAAAAUGGAUUGCAGGAGAACUACUACUGGCUGGAUAGGAUUUUACGUAGCUACCAAUCAAGGAUCUAUUUUGGUGAUGUUGGCACAUCUUUUGAGGUUCAAGAAGAGGGCCGUUCCAAAGUUAGAAAGACUCUGACACCAUUAACAGCACAGUUGGCAUUACGAAGGAUCCUGCCUUUUCCUUGCAAAAAACAGUAUACUGUAGUGAUUCUGAUGCCUCAGAGAUCUUGUUUUAAGAAGUUAAAGCUAUUCAUCCACUCAGCACCAAACCGUUAUAGUAGAGAUGCAAAGAUUUUAGCAGGCAUGGCCGGCCUGACUGUUUUGGUUCUCAGUUUGUGGAGAUAUUCACGCAGUUCACUGAAAUCUUAAGGGUGUGUUUGUUUGGCACAAGAUUGUUAUUUGGAAGAUUGGAGAUUUUCAACAAGAACAGGGAUAUACAUUCUUUCUUCAUUACCAAAAUAUUGGAGGUACAUAUCAUUUCGAUGAGUUAAAUCCCCAAGUAAUGACAUCCCCGUUCUCAUAUGUGGACAGAGCGCGAAGACUUGAAAUUUGAGUGGCCAACCAAUUUGGGUGAGGCUAAAUCAUGUAUGAUGAGGCUUUUUAAUUCAUUGAUAACACGAACAAUGUCCAUGGAUUGUCUUAUCUUUCACGAGAUUUAGAGAGUGAGGUUCCCAUAGUAGUCAAAUACUACGGAUAUAGAACAUUUAGUAGUAUGGCAUGACUGACCUAGAUUUUGAUGUUGAACUCUCGUCAGAUGUAAUAUUUCAUCUUGUUAUAAUGAAAUUUAUUGCGUUUUAAGCGUAAAA
Messenger RNA from Camellia sinensis, 1344 nucleotides. The record is from RefSeq and is a predicted model, not a curated record. Lineage: Eukaryota; Viridiplantae; Streptophyta; Magnoliopsida; Ericales; Theaceae.